AUGCCAGCCACUUUGCCGCAUCCACCCGUUCAGGGAUGUUUAGUUACUUUUCCAACUCCGCAGAUACUGCUUCUUACUCUAAACCAACCAAAAAAGCGUAAUUGUAUCUCACUGAGUACGAGCGCGGAGAUACAACGACUAUGGGAAUGGUUCGAUAGCGAGCCAAAUCUACAGGUGGCCAUUAUCACUGGCACUGGGGAAUCCUUCUGCUCCGGCGCGGAUAUAAAAGAAUGGAAUCAGCUCAACGAACGAGGCAUAACAAAUGAGAUGACAGCACCAGGUCUGGCGGGCCUUCCGCGCCGUCGAGGCACAAAACCCAUCAUAGCGGCUGUGAACGGAUAUUGUCUCGGGGGCGGAUUCGAGAUGGUAGUCAACUGCGAUUUAGUCUUCGCCAGCGAACAAGCGAUCUUCGGACUGCCCGAAGUCCGACGCGGAGUCGCAGCAGUAGCUGGCUCUCUGCCUCGGUUAAUCCGCGUUCUAGGCAAGCAACGAGCGGCCGAGAUGGCACUUAGUGGUAAUACCAUUUCGGCAUCCCAGCUCGAGCGCUGGGGACUGGUAAACCGUGUGGUGGAAGCAAGCCGGCUGCUGGAUUCUGUGGUGGAGAUUGCCAGCGCCAUCGCAAGCAAUAGUCCCGACAGUCUCCGGGUUACGAUGGAGGGGCUUCACAUGGGCUGGGAGAGAGCCAAUGUCGAAGAUGGUAGUACAGCUCUGGUGGAUGACUGGUAUGGGAAGCUCAUUGCUGGACCUAAUUUCCACGAGGGCAUGAGGGCGUUUGUGGAGAAGCGAAAGCCACGCUGGCGGCCCUGCAGCUUGUGA
Messenger RNA from Aspergillus ruber CBS 135680, 816 nucleotides. It is a transcript of the gene sidH, whose product is annotated as enoyl-CoA hydratase/isomerase family protein. Gene Ontology annotation, cellular component: mitochondrion. NCBI's taxonomy places the organism in Eukaryota, Fungi, Ascomycota, Eurotiomycetes, Eurotiales, Aspergillaceae. Bases 1 to 816 code for a protein of 271 amino acids. Gene Ontology annotation, biological process: fatty acid beta-oxidation. The transcript has 2 exons. The record is from RefSeq and is a predicted model, not a curated record. Gene Ontology annotation, molecular function: enoyl-CoA hydratase activity.